CUAGGCUGACGCUUCCACGGCUGGCUCUGAAGCUCAAUGGUUGCUGGGCGGGGCCGUGACGUCUUUGGCGUGGCUGCAGGGGAGGCCGCGGCGGGGAAAAUGGCGGACGGGAAGGCGGGAGAGGAGAAGCCUGAGAAGCCGCAGCGAGCUGGAGCCGCCGGAGGACCUGAAGAAGAAGCAGAAAAACCUGUGAAAACUAAGACUGUUUCUUCCAGUAAUGGAGGGGAAAAUUCCAGUCGCAGCGCUGAGAAGCGAUCAGCUGAAGAUGAAACUGCAGACCUCCCAACAAAGCCUACAAAGAUCUCCAAGUUUGGAUUUGCCAUAGGUAGUCAGACGACAAAGAAAGCCUCAGCCAUAUCCAUCAAACUUGGCUCAAGUAAGCCUAAAGAACCGGUUCCAACUCUUGCUCCAAAAACCCUUUCAGUAGCAGCAGCUUUUAAUGAAGAUGAAGAUAGUGAACCAGAGGAAAUGCCUCCAGAAGCAAAGAUGAGGAUGAAGAAUAUUGGAAGGGAUACACCAACAUCAGCAGGACCAAAUUCCUUCAAUAAAGGAAAGCAUGGGUUUUCUGAUAACCAGAAGCUAUGGGAGCGAAAUAUAAAAUCUCAUCUUGGAAAUGUCCAUGACCAAGACAAUUAAAUGAUGUGUUUUGAGAUUGGGGUGUGGGGUGGGUGUAAAGUUAAAAGGAACAGUUUCCUUUUUUAAGGAAUGGUAUAAGACUAUCUUUGGAGCCGCCUUUUUUUUUUUUUUUCUUUUUUUAAAUAUUGAGUGAUACACUAAUAAAUGAGAAUUUGAAAUUA
Budorcas taxicolor (takin) is the source of this 797-nucleotide messenger RNA. RefSeq names its product PEST proteolytic signal containing nuclear protein (gene PCNP). Gene Ontology annotation, cellular component: nucleus. Gene Ontology annotation, biological process: proteasome-mediated ubiquitin-dependent protein catabolic process; protein ubiquitination. Bases 37 to 636 code for a protein of 199 amino acids. The record is from RefSeq and is a predicted model, not a curated record. NCBI's taxonomy places the organism in Eukaryota, Metazoa, Chordata, Mammalia, Artiodactyla, Bovidae. The transcript is spliced from 5 exons.